Rhea pennata is the source of this 3299-nucleotide messenger RNA. RefSeq names its product protein tyrosine phosphatase receptor type N (gene PTPRN). The transcript has 23 exons. Gene Ontology annotation, cellular component: secretory granule; synapse. Gene Ontology annotation, biological process: protein dephosphorylation; insulin secretion involved in cellular response to glucose stimulus; regulation of secretion. NCBI's taxonomy places the organism in Eukaryota, Metazoa, Chordata, Aves, Rheiformes, Rheidae. Bases 230 to 2812 code for a protein of 860 amino acids. The record is from RefSeq and is a predicted model, not a curated record. Gene Ontology annotation, molecular function: protein tyrosine phosphatase activity.
CCUCUGCCUCCUCCUCGUGGCCGGCCGCGGGCUGCUGCGGGCCGGCGGCGCCGCCACCGCCGCCGCCACGCACGGCUGCCUGUUUGACCGGAGGCUGUGCUCCCCCCAGGAGGUGUGUGUGCAGGAUGGGCUGUUCGGGCAGUGCCAGGUGGGCUCCGUGCAGGACAGGCCCUACUUCCAGGUCACCUCGCCCGUGCUGCAGCGCCUGCAGGAUGUCCUGCGGCAUCUUAUGGCACAAGGGCUGUCGUGGCAGGAUGGCAUCACGCAGUACGUGAUCUCUCAGGAGAUGGAGCGUAUCCCUCGCCUCCGCCCACCGCCCUCGCUGGAGCCCGCAGCCAGGGACAGGUUCCUGCCUCUUCGCGGCUCCCCCCGGAGAGCCCUGCACCCCGCAGACCCUGGCCUGCCAGCAGCUCAGCAUCUGGGGCAGCCCCCACCGCUGCUGCCUUCUGCCCUGGUGCAGCGGUACCUGGAGCACCUCCUGUUGCCCCCACCACCCCAGCUGGGCUAUGAGGAAACCCUGCUGCAUCCCUACUCCUACCACAAGUUUGGCUACCAGGAUGGUGCUCACCAGCUCCCCAGCAGCUCAGCCAGGCAGAGCCCCGAGACUGCUGCGCUGCUGGGCCGGGUCCCUGCCCAGGCUUUUUUGGGGGCUGGCCCCGUACCCUCCUAUGGCAGGCAGCCGGGAACGGACGGGGGGCAUCUCUUCCAGGACUUGGGUAUACUCUCCCUGCCCAGAGAGAAGGCCGGCCGCCCGGACCACACCAGCACCAGGCUCCAGCACGGCUCCCAGCUCCCUGAUGACUUCAGGGAUGUGGAAAAACCAUCAGCCCUGGCUGCCCAGCCAGCCCCUGCAGAGACAGACGCUGCCCUGAAGAGGCUGGCCUCUGUCCUGGCCAGCUAUGGCCUGGGGCUGCCGGAGCUGAGCCCCCAGCACCUGAACAGCCUCUCCACCCUCCUGCAGCUGCUCCAGGGCCCUGGUGCCCCUGGCCCUGAGGCACCCCCUGCAAAGCGGGUGACAGAGGGGGACAUGCAGCAUGGAGAGGAGCCAGAGCCCCCUUCCUCCACAGUGCCUCCCCCUGAAAUCCCAGCCAGCAGCUCCUCAGCGGAGGGGCCGUGGGGCAGGGCAGGACACACGCCAGCCCCCCAGGCAAAGCUGCAGCAGGGGCACGGUGGGGAUGUGCUUAGCCCUGAGAAGCUAGUCAGGGUGGAGAAGAAGAGCUACACCGAGGCAAAGGACACUGGGGAGCAACGGGGCGUGCGGCCAGCCGACGAGUACGGCUACAUCGUCACGGACCAGAAGCCACUGGGGCUGGCUGCCGGCGUGCGGCUGCUGGAGGUCCUCGCGAAGCGUGUGCACCUCUCCACCGCCAGCUUCAUCAACAUCAGCGUUGUGGGCCCCGCGCUCACCUUCCGCAUCCGGCAGAACCCCCAGAACCUCUCACUGGCAGACGUGGCCAGCCGGGCCGAGCGAGUGAAGGCAGAGCUGGAGGCAGAGCUGGGCCUGAAGAUUGUGCAAACGGGAGUGGGACAGCGAAACGAGGCUGCCGCCUACCCGCACCCCUCGCGCUUCGCGGACAGCUUCCACUCGGUGCUGCUCACCUUCCUCGCGCUGGCCUGCGUGGCGGGCGUCACCAUCGCGGCGGCCGCCGCCGUCUGCCUGCGGCACCACGCCAAGCAGCGGGAGAAGGAGCGCCUGGCCGCCCUGGGGCCCGAGGGCGCAGCCGACAGCACCCUCGAGUACCAGGAGCUGUGCCGCCAGCACAUGGCUGCCAAGUCGCUGUUCGGCCGCGCGGAGCCCGCCGCGGCGGCGGCGCCGGCGGAGACCUCGCGGGUCAGCAGCGUCUCGUCCCAGUUCAGCGACGCCCCGCAGCCCAGCCCCAGCUCGCACAGCAGCACGCCGUCCUGGUGCGAGGAGCCCGUGCAGUCCAACAUGGACAUCUCCACGGGACACAUGAUCCUGGCGUACAUGGAGGAUCACCUCCGCAACCGCGACCGGCUGGCCAAGGAGUGGCAGGCGCUGUGCGCCUACCAAGCCGAGCCCAACGUCUGCUCUGUCGCCCAAAGCGAAGCCAACUUGAAGAAGAACCGCAACCCGGACUACGUGCCCUAUGACCACGUGCGGAUCAAGCUGAAAGCAGAGAGCAACCCGUCCCGCAGCGACUUCAUCAACGCCAGCCCUAUCAUUGAGCACGACCCACGGAUGCCAGCUUACAUCGCCACGCAGGGGCCGCUGUCCCACACCAUCGCUGACUUCUGGCAGAUGGUGUGGGAGCACGGCUGCACCGUCAUCGUCAUGCUGAGCCCGCUGGCCGAGGACAGCGUCAAGCAGUGUGACCGCUACUGGCCGGACGAGGGCUCCUCUCUGUACCACAUCUACGAGGUGAACCUGGUCUCCGAGCACAUCUGGUGCGAGGAUUUCCUGGUGCGCAGCUUCUACCUGAAGAACGUGCAGUCGCAGGAGACCCGCACCCUGACGCAGUUCCACUUCCUCAGCUGGCCGGCCGAGGGCAUCCCCGCCGCCACCCGGCCCCUCCUCGACUUCCGCAGGAAGGUGAACAAGUGCUACCGGGGCCGCUCCUGCCCUAUCAUCGUGCACUGCAGCGACGGCGCCGGCAGGACUGGGACCUACAUCCUCGUGGACAUGGUCCUGAACCGCAUGGCCAAAGGCGUGAAGGAGAUAGACAUAGCCGCGACGCUGGAGCACAUCCGAGACCAGCGGCCCGGCAUGGUGCAGACCAAGGACCAGUUUGAGUUUGCACUGACUGCCGUGGCCGAGGAAGUGAACGCCAUCCUGAAGGCUCUGCCGCAGUGACGGCGCGGGCCCCUGUCCUCCCGUCCGGUCUUGUCCGUCCGUCCCCCCCACCCCGGCUUCGCGCGCUCUCCUGGCCCCGCCGCGGGGCUGCUCGCCCCGUGCCACGCUCGCUGUGCUGCUGGCUCUGCCCCCCGUCCCUCCCCAGGCGCCACUGCCCCUCUCGUGGGGGGCAGCCCCGCUGCGUGCACGCGCGCGUGCGGCCGUGCACGCCGCAGCUCCCCCCCUGCAACGGCGGCAGGGGCGGCCUCCCUCCGCCCCCCCACCGAGGGGGACCGGGCUGUGGUGGUGGCUCCCCCCUGGCUGCCCUGCACGUGUCCCUGUACCCCCUUCGUGGGGGGGUGCACGUGCAGGGCAGCCUCGGCCUAGCCGUGCCGCCCCCUCCAUGUCACCCCGGCCUUGUCACUCGAGCAGAAGAGAAAUUUCUAGAGAAAUAUAAUUUUGUAUCUUGAUGUGAAUAAAGUUCUCGUGUCGCGUUUGUGCAGCUGCA